AUGAACAUUGCAGCGUUUCCGGCAGUCAUCCAUGCUCAGAACUGCACCACCUGUGUUGGGGAUCGUGUCGCAUUACUUGCAAUCAAAUCCAAGAUUAAAGAAGACCCAAAAGGUCACAUGAUCUCAUGGAACGAUUCCCUUCAUUGCCAAUGGGAAGGUGUGACCUGCAACCCCAACCACCAAAGAGUCAUCGCCUUGAAUCUUUCCGAUGGAGGCUUACUCGGUUCCUUAUCUCCUUCCAUCGCAAAUCUAACCUUUCUCAGGGAGAUUCAGCUCCAAAACAACUUCCUUUCCGGUGAGAUUCCGCCUGAAGUUGGUCGUCUGUUUCUGUUACAAGAACUAUCUCUUUAUAACAAUUCUUUCCAGGGAAACAUUCCGGCCAGCUUAUCGAAUUGCUCAAAUCUCCAGGUGCUUGACUUGAGUCAAAAUAUUCUGGUUGGAAACAUUCCCGCCAGCUUAUCGAAUUGCUCCAACCUCCGGUCGCUUGUUUUGGGUCAAAAUAAUCUGGUUGGAAAGAUCCCAGAAGAACUUGGUUCCUUGUUGAUGCUAAACCAACUCAUCCUUCCGGUCAACAAUUUCUCAGGUGGGAUUCCAAGGUUCAUCGGGAGUCUUACAUCCCUUGAAAUUCUUUCCCUUGGUAAAUGUGGACUCGGUGGAAGCAUUCCAGAUGUCUUUCACCGGUUGAGUUACCUCACAUUUAUUGUAUUGGUUGAAAAUAAACUUGUUGGUUCCAUCCCACCUUCUCUUUACAAUCUUUCCUCUUUAGAGAUACUACUUCUAGAUGAUAAUCGACUCACUGGUAGACUACCCACGAACUUAGGUUCGAUGCAGCCUCAUCUUCAGGCACUUUCUAUUCCCGAUAACCACUUUUCAGGUCCCUUACCAACAUCUGUUCUCAGUUCCUCGAAUCUUGAAAUCCUUGAUCUUUCUCGAAACAACUUCUCUGGAAAACUAGUAAUCACUUCUCGUGAAGCAUGUAAUCUUGAAGUCUUGUAUCUAGGUUCGAAUCAUUUUGGGAGCGGGGAGGAUGAUGAAAUGACGUUUAUAGAGGCUUUGUCGAUUUGCAAAAACUUAAGAAUGUUAGAUAUUGGUUACAAUCAGAUGAAAGGUUUUUUGCCACAUUCUCUAGGAAACUUGUCGAAUACACUAAGUUUUCUAAGCCUUGCUUCAAAUGCUUUUUCUGGUGGCCUUCCUUCAUCGGUUGGUAAUCUUUCCGGCCUAACUUCUCUAGACUUGUCUAAUAACAAACUCAAAGGCACAAUUAAUCAGGUGAACUUUAGCAAUCUUGGAAGUUUACAGAAACUAGAUCUUAAGAAUAACUCUUUCUCAGGGAACAUUCCUGGUUCUUUAGGAAAUCUUUCAUUAUUGAUUGAACUCGACCUGGGCUUAAAUGAAUUCAAUGGUAGCAUGCCAUCGAGUUUAGGGAACUGCAAGAGGUUGAUAAAGUUAAGCAUCGAUCAAAAUAACCUUACUGGAGAAAUACCCAGGAAACUAUUUGAACUCUCAACGCUAUCCAUUAGCUUGAAUUUGGGUGGCAAUCAAUUGUCCGGAGAACUUCCACAAGAGGUUGGCAACCUUAAGAACUUAAACGAAAUUAUUCUGGAAAAUAAUCGAUUGUCAGGAGAUCUUCCUACCACCAUUAGCAGCUGUAGCAGCCUUGUGAAUCUCGACAUAAGCAACAACUUCUUUCAGGGAACUCUUCCAUCGUCGUUGAGAUCUUUGCGGGCCCUUCAAACUUUUGACGCCUCGCAUAACAACUUUACAGGGAAGAUCCCAACUUACUUUGAAGAAAUUCCUUUGGAGAAUCUCAACAUAUCAUUCAAUGGUUUUGAGGGGGAGGUAUCGAGCAAAGGAGUGUUUUCUAACGCAAGUGCGGUAUCUCUUGUUGGAAACAAUCGGCUUUGUGGUGGCGUACCUGAACUCCGGUUGCCUAAGUGCCAUUCUACAAAUCCAAAGAAGAAAAAAUGGCUGAGAUUUGCAGUUAUAUCAGCUAUCCUUUUAGUUGCAGUUUUGAUUGGCAUAGCUGUGGUGGUGUUUUUUGUGUUUUAUCGAACAAAAAGUGAAAUCAAAGAUGAUGUAAGUCAUGAGCCUAUAUCCCGAGAGUCCCUCGUUCAGGUUUCUUACGAAAUGCUCUACAAAGCAACUGAUGGGUUUUCCACUAAAAACUUCAUCGGUGAGGGUAGCUUUUCAUCAGUUUAUAGAGGAAACCUCGAUGCAGAUAGUGGGAUUGUAGCUAUCAAAGUACUUAACCUCCAUCGUAGAGGAGGUUCCAAGAGUUUCAUCGCUGAGUGUGAAGCACUGAAAAAUGCCCGACAUAGAAACCUUGCAAAAGUUAUAACUUGUUGCAGUGGCAUCGACUUCCAAGGAAAUGAAUUUAAAGCCAUUGUUUAUGAGUUCUUGCCUAAUGGAACUUUAGAUCAAUGGUUGCAUGACGUGCAAAACAAGCUCCCUCGACUCAGUCUACUUCAAAGAGUGUGUGUAGCAUUGGAUGUGGCUUACGCACUUGAAUAUCUUCAUCGUCACACGGGAAAGACUAUUGUGCACUGUGAUUUGAAGCCAAGCAACAUUCUACUUGAUGAAGACAUGGUUGCACAUGUUGGAGAUUUCGGGCUUUCGAAGAUCCUUCAACCUGAGUACAAAAUUAGACAGCAUAGCAGCUCAACUGGAGUUAGAGGAACCGUCGGAUAUGCAGCUCCAGAAUAUGGGCUUGGGAGCCAGGUAUCACCAAGUGGCGAUAUGUACAGUUAUGGGAUUUUGUUGUUGGAGAUGAUCACAUGUAAGAAACCUACUGAUGUUAUGUUUGGAGAUGGGCUUACCUUACACAGUUAUGCCAAGAAAUCCAUGGGUGUUGGUGCACUUGAAAUCGUAGAUCCAUUGCUUCUGAAUGAUGAAGAUGGGAAACUUGCUAUGAGAAAGAAUGAGAGAGGUAUAGCACAGAAAACACGUUACAAGAAAACACAAAACUGUUUGCAUUUAUUAAUUGAAAUUGGAGUGUCAUGCUCUACGGAAUCGCCACAGUAUCGAAUGGAUGCUCAGUGUGUUGUCGAAGAACUUCGCAUAGUUAAGGAUGAUAUUUUAGGGAAAUCUACUCUUGUUUCAUCUUCUAUUUAA
This is a messenger RNA of Lactuca virosa, 3111 nucleotides long. The record is from the annotation of a GenBank genome assembly. NCBI's taxonomy places the organism in Eukaryota, Viridiplantae, Streptophyta, Magnoliopsida, Asterales, Asteraceae.